Messenger RNA from Passer domesticus (house sparrow), 3036 nucleotides. RefSeq names its product polypeptide N-acetylgalactosaminyltransferase 3 (gene GALNT3). Gene Ontology annotation, molecular function: polypeptide N-acetylgalactosaminyltransferase activity. Gene Ontology annotation, cellular component: Golgi apparatus. Lineage: Eukaryota; Metazoa; Chordata; Aves; Passeriformes; Passeridae. The record is from RefSeq and is a predicted model, not a curated record. The transcript has 11 exons. Gene Ontology annotation, biological process: protein O-linked glycosylation. The coding region runs from base 1076 to 2971 and encodes 631 amino acids.
UUUCAGAUUUACUAGUAUCUUACAUGCUUGUGCAUGGUGCACUGCAAAACAGUAAUGUGAUUUUCUUUUUGAUGGUGUUAGGAAAUCAUUCCUGGUUAGCAACCUGCAGAGGCUAUAGUCCCUGCAAUGCUGAGUGCUGAUCUGUGCAUAUAGUUGGUGUUUUACAUUGUGUAUUGCAUUUUCAUGGCCAGGUUAGGGGGUGAGGAUGACUGCACAGGUGGCCUCUGUGCUAAGAGAUGUGGGGCUGCCCCCCCACCUUAUCUCAUCCAGGGCUGAACACAGCUGGUUCCAGCCAGCUGUAGAAUAGACCCACUGUUGGCCAAAGCUGAGCCACCCAGUGUAGCAGGUGGUGCCUCUGUGAUGAGGUAUUUAAGAAAGGGUAAAAAAUACUGCACAGCAGCUGUGAGAAAGAGGAGUGAGAAAAAUGUGAAACUCUGCAGAACCCAAGGUCAGUGAAGAAGGAGGGGAGGAGGUAUUCCAGGCACUGGAGCAGAUAUUCCCCCUGCAGCUCAUGGAGAAGACUGUAGUGAAGAAUUUCUCUGCAGCCCAUGAAGGACCACCCCAGAGGAGGCAUGCACUCUGCAGCCUGUGCAGGAGCCCAGGCCAGAGCAGGUGCAUUUCCCCUGGAGAAAGCUGCAGCCUAUGGAGCAAGAUCCUGGCAGGAGCUGUGACCCCUGGAUGGCCAUGGUGGAGCAGUUUGUGCUGGAGUACUGCACUGUAUAGAGAGUCUGUGCUGGAGUAGGGGAAAAUUGUGCAGAGGAAGGAGUGCUGAAGUCUUACAAGCUAACCACAGCCCUUAUUAUUCAUUUCUUCUGACCACUAGGUCAGAAGAGAGAGAAGAAUUGGGAAGGGAGGAGUGAAGCUGAGCCAGGGGAGGUAGUUUGAGCCUUUGUUUCUCACCAUCCUACUUACUUUUAAUUGGCAGUAAAUUCAAAUUCAUCAUUGCAAGUCUAUUUCACCUUGGGCAGUAACUGGUGUUACAAUUUCAAGAAAUGCUGUGACAUAUUUGACGAACAACUGUUCUUCAACAAGAAGAACAAACUGUAUUUGUUGUGUGAAAAUUUUUAAAACUAGAAUGGCCUUGAAAAAGACACCUAAACUAUUUAAGACAUUUUUUCACUGGAAACUCUGGAAGUUUAGCAUUAUUGUGUUUGUCUUUCUGGUAUUUUUAUUUUUAUUACAAAGAGAAGUGGGUGUUCAAGAUUUUAAGGAUGAAGCAGGGAUUGAGCCAGUUGUUGGAAAGAAAAGUCAUGUAUUAGGUCUUGUGUUAAAUGCUAUGAACAAUAUCAAAGGUGCAAAGCCAAAAAUGCAGAUAAAAGCACCCAUUAGGCAAACUAAGGUUCCUGGAGAGAGACUCUGCUUGGCAGGGCACUAUACUCCAGUGGAACUGAAACCCUUUCUAGAUCGACCCCUUCAAGAUCCCAAUGCUCCUGGAGCUUCUGGCAAAGCAUUUAAAACCAUCAACUUAAAUUCAGAAGAACAGAAAGAAAAACAGGCUGGAGAAGAGAAACACUGUUUUAAUGCAUUUGCAAGUGAUAGGAUUUCUUUACACCGAGAUCUUGGACCAGACACUCGACCUCCUGAAUGUAUUGAACAAAAGUUUAAGCGCUGCCCGCCGUUGCCAACCACAAGCAUUAUCAUUGUUUUCCACAAUGAAGCGUGGUCAACUCUGCUCAGAACUGUCCACAGUGUGAUGUACACAUCUCCUGCCAUACUGCUGAAAGAGAUUAUUUUGGUGGAUGAUGCCAGUGUAGAUGAGUACCUGCAUGAUAAACUAGAUGAAUAUGUGAAACAGUUUCAGAUAGUUAAAGUGGUCCGUCAGAAGGAAAGAAAAGGUCUGAUCACUGCACGGUUGUUGGGAGCUUCAGUAGCAACAGGAGAGACCCUUACCUUCCUGGAUGCUCAUUGUGAAUGCUUUUAUGGCUGGUUAGAGCCGUUAUUGGCAAGAAUAGCUGAGAAUCCUGUCGCUGUUGUAAGCCCUGACAUUGCUUCUAUCGAUCUCAAUACCUUUGAAUUCAGUAAACCAUCUCCUUAUGUGCAUAGCCACAACAGAGGAAAUUUUGAUUGGAGUUUGUCAUUUGGAUGGGAGUCUCUUCCUAAACAUGAGAAUAAAAGAAGAAAGGAUGAAACCUAUCCAAUUAGAACACCUACUUUUGCUGGAGGUCUCUUUUCAAUAUCAAAAGACUACUUUGAACACAUUGGAAGCUAUGAUGAAGAAAUGGAAAUCUGGGGAGGUGAAAAUAUAGAAAUGUCUUUCAGAGUAUGGCAAUGUGGUGGACAGUUGGAGAUCAUGCCUUGCUCUGUUGUUGGCCAUGUCUUUCGCAGCAAGAGUCCCCAUACUUUCCCAAAAGGUACUCAGGUGAUCACACGUAAUCAAGUUCGCCUUGCAGAAGUGUGGAUGGAUGAAUAUAAAGAAAUAUUUUACCGAAGAAACACAGAGGCAGCAAAAAUUGUGAAACAAAAAACAUUUGGAGACAUAUCAAAAAGACUUGAUUUAAGGCAGCGCCUGCAGUGUAAAAAUUUUACCUGGUACCUCAGUAAUGUUUAUCCAGAAGCAUAUGUGCCAGACCUGAAUCCUUUGUUUUCUGGAUAUUUAAAAAAUAUAGGUAACCGCAUGUGUCUGGAUGUUGGUGAAAAUAACCAUGGUGGCAAACCCUUGAUUAUGUAUUCUUGUCAUGGACUUGGAGGAAACCAGUACUUUGAAUAUUCUGCACACCACGAAAUUCGCCAUAACAUUCAGAAGGAGCUUUGUCUGCAUGCUUCCAAGGGACCUGUGCAGCUUCGUGAGUGCACCUACAAAGGCCAGAAAACCUUUGCUGUUGGGGAAGAGCAGUGGCUGCACCAGAAGGAUCAAACUCUAUACAAUGAAGCACUACAUAUGUGCCUUACAGGAAAUGGAGAGCAUCCGAGUUUGGCAUCCUGUAAUCCAUCAGACCCUUUCCAGAAGUGGAUUUUUGGCCAGAACAAUUAAGACUUGAUAUUAUAGGCCAGAAUAAUUUUAUUAAAAGAACCAUUCUGAAUUGUGUCAUAUGCAUA